Hydra vulgaris (swiftwater hydra) is the source of this 3965-nucleotide messenger RNA. Its product is annotated as plasma membrane calcium-transporting ATPase 3. The record is from RefSeq and is a predicted model, not a curated record. Gene Ontology annotation, cellular component: plasma membrane; intracellular membrane-bounded organelle. Gene Ontology annotation, molecular function: ATP binding; P-type calcium transporter activity; ATP hydrolysis activity. Gene Ontology annotation, biological process: regulation of cytosolic calcium ion concentration; calcium ion transmembrane transport. NCBI's taxonomy places the organism in Eukaryota, Metazoa, Cnidaria, Hydrozoa, Anthoathecata, Hydridae.
UUUUAUUAUUUUAUAAGUUAUGGCAGAAGAAGAAAAAAAUUUAACUGGUUCUGAUGAUGGUGUUGAUGAGAGUGAUAUUCCCAAUAAUGAUUUUCGUGUUACAAGUAAUGAGUUGGUAGAACUUAUGAAAAAAAGUAAUGUGUUAGAAGCCAUUAAUGAACAAUUUAAAAAUGUAAAUGGCCUUGUAAAAGCUUUAAAAAGUUCUGCUGUUAAAGGGUUGCAAGGAUUACCAGGAGAAUUGGAAAAUCGCAGAAAAGUUUUUGGUAGAAACUACAUUGAACCAAAACCUCCAAAAACCUUUCUUAUGUUAGUUUGGGAAGCACUAAAAGACACUAUUUUAAGAAUUUUAAUUGUUUGUGCUAUUAUUUCUCUUAUAUUAGGGAUGGUUAUUGACAAUGUUAAAACUGGUUGGAUUGAAGGUUUUGCUAUUUUAGUUGCUGUUGCUGUUGUUGCCAUGGUCACUGCUCUAAAUGACUGGCAAAAAGAAAAGCAGUUUAGACAGUUGCAAAGCAAGAUAGAUGAUGAUCAAGUCAUAGAUGUGAUACGAAAUGGUGAAGUUGCAAAGUUGAAAGUUGUAGAGCUCUUAGUAGGUGAUAUAGCUUUGCUUAACUAUGGAGAUUUAGUUCCUGCAGAUGGUAUUUUACUUCAAGGUAAUGAUCUAAAAAUUGAUGAAAGCUCUUUAACAGGUGAAUCUGAUUUAGUGAAAAAAAAUUUAGAAAAUCCUGCAUUAUUAUCUGGUACACAUGUUAUGGAAGGUAGUGGAAAGUUCAUUGUCACAGCUGUAGGUGCAAACUCAAAAUCAGGGAUAAUUAUGGUUUUACUAGGAGCAGGUAAAAAUCCAGCUGAAUGUGGAGUAGUUCAAAAAGAAGAAAGCAAAGAAGAGCGAAAAGAAAGAGAAAAUGAAGAAAAGGGCAAAUCUAUUUUGCAGAAUAAGUUAACAAAAUUAGCUCUUAUGGUUGGUUGGAUUGGUGUUGGUGCUGCUGUAAUCACCACUUUUGUUAUUAUUUUGAGAUUUAGUAUUGAAACUUAUGCUAUUCAAAAAAUGGGAUGGAGCAAUAAACACCUAAUGGAUUUCUUGAAAGCAUUCAUUGUUGGGAUAACCAUAAUGGUUGUUGCAAUUCCUGAAGGCUUGCCACUUGCUGUUACUAUAUCUUUAGCUUAUUCUGUAAAAAAAAUGUUAAUAGAUAAUAAUUUAGUACGUCAUCUAGAUGCAUGCGAAACAAUGGGUAAUGCUACAGCAAUUUGCUCUGAUAAAACAGGUACCUUGACAACAAAUCGAAUGACUGUUGUAGAAAGUUACAUUCAGGGAUCUCACUACAAAACAGUUCCAGCUCAUGGGUCAUUAAAACAAGAAUUUCUUGACCUAUUUUGUCAGAGUGUAUCUAUAAAUAGUAGCUAUGGAUCAAGGAUUAAGCCACCAGAAAGUGGUCAAGGACUACCUAUUCAACUUGGCAACAAAACUGAAUGUGCACUACUUGGUUUUGUUUUGGAACUUGGUGAAACUUAUCAACCUUAUCGUGAUGAAAUUCCUGAAGAAAGUUUCGUCCAUGUUUAUACUUUUAAUUCAACUCGUAAAUCAAUGUCAACAGUAAUAGAAAAGCCAGGUGGUGGCUAUAGAUUGUUUUCGAAGGGAGCAUCAGAAAUUUUGUUAGGAAAAUGUACACAAUAUAUAAAUGAAAAUGGCAGUAUUCAUGAAUUUUCAAAGGCUGAUGAAGCAAAACUAGUUCAAAAAAUCAUUGAACCAAUGGCAUCAAAUGGUUUAAGAACAAUAUGUAUAGCUUAUCGGGAUUUUGACAAGGAAACUCCGAAUUGGGAAGAUGAGCACAGUGUAGUAUCAAACUUAAUUUGUAUGGCAAUUGUUGGUAUUGAAGAUCCAGUCAGACCAGAGGUACCAGCAGCUAUCAAGCAAUGUCAAAACGCUGGAAUUACUGUUCGAAUGGUAACAGGUGAUAAUGUUAACACAGCUCGUUCAAUUGCUCUGAAAUGUGGCAUACUUCAACCAAAUAGUGACUUUUUGGUUAUUGAAGGGAGAGAGUUUAAUGCAAGAAUAAGAGACAGUACUGGAAAGGUACAACAAGAAUUAAUAGACAAACUAUGGCCAAAGUUACGUGUAAUGGCACGAUCAUCUCCUGAAGAUAAAUAUACCCUUGUUAAAGGAAUAAUUGACAGCAAACUAAGCAAAGCUAGAGAAAUUGUUGCUGUCACUGGUGAUGGUACUAAUGAUGGACCAGCCCUUAAAAAAGCAGAUGUAGGAUUUGCAAUGGGGAUACAAGGUACAGAGGUUGCAAAAGAAGCCUCAGAUAUAGUUUUAACGGAUGAUAACUUUCGAAGUAUUGUUAAGGCAGUAAUGUGGGGAAGAAAUGUUUAUGAUAGCAUCUCCAAGUUUAUUCAGUUUCAGUUGACUGUAAAUUUUACUGCAAUAUCUGUUUCAGUUAUUGGAUCUAUUGUACUAUCAGUCAGUCCACUUAGUGCAAUACAACUUCUUUGGGUAAAUUUAAUCAUGGAUUCUUUUGCUUCUCUGGCUCUUGCAACAGAGCAUCCUACAGAUGCUCUUUUGGAAAGAAAACCAUAUGGACGGACAAAACCUCUUAUUUCUCGCUCAAUGCUUCGUUUUAUACUUGGUCAUGGUUUUUAUCAGUUAUUUGUUAUGUUGGUAAUCACUUUCCGUGGUCAUAUAUUAUUUGAUAUCCCAAAUGGUUUUUCAAAAAUGAAAUUGCAUGAACCUUCUCAACAUUUAACUAUCUUGUUCAAUACAUUUGUUAUGAUGCAAAUAUUCAACGAGAUUAAUGCUAGGGUUGUUCAUGGUGAGCGCAAUGUUUUCAAAAAAAUAUUUUCAAACAAGAUUUUUAGUAUAAUAGCUGUUGGAACUUUGCUUGUACAGAUUAUUCUUGUUCAAUUUUGUGGUCGUGCUUUUUCAGUAGCACCUUUAGAUGUUGACCAAUGGAUGUGGUGUGUUUUCUUAGGAUUUACAGAGCUUUUGUGGGGACAAGUUAUUGUUAGCAUUCCCAAAUUUACAAUACCUAAAAGGUUUCGCAUGGGUAGUGAAGGUUUAUCUAUUCAAGAAACAGAUGGCAGUACUUUAGGAAAAGUACUUUGGAUGAGAAGUUUGUCAAGGCUGCAAUACCAAAUUCGUGUGGUUAAUGCAUUCCGUGCAAAUUUGGACAGUCAAAAUCGUACUUUGAAUAUUGCUUCCCCUGCUGUCACUAAUUCUUUAUUAGCUGCAGUUGGUGUUGGUGAUGCUAACCAAAUGUCACAAAAUCAAAAUGGUGUUUAAAAAGAACGAUUUCGCUUUAGAUGUCAUUUUUAUAAAACUGAAGCUCUAAGUGUUAUUUAUAUUGUUGUGUUCUUCGGAUUGACUGGAUUUUUUUCAUUGUUGUAUUUAUAGUUAGUUUUAAUGAAAUGCGAUAUUAAAAUUAAAAAGUUCAGGGUUCUUUAUUUCUAGGAAUUAAAAAAUCUUGAUAAAGUAGCUGAACGUUUAUUUUGUUGAAUACUAGUGUACAUUAAUUUUUUUGAUUUGUUAUAUAAUUCCUUGCAAAGAAAUUCUUAUAAAGGUUUUUACAAUGCGGAUCUUCUUUUUUUUUACAAACUGUCAAAAAAUUUUGGAUUUGAUUAAAAAUUUAUUUCGCUAAACACACUAAACACGAUAAACACUUUAUAAAUAUAUUUUUUGUAUAAAAGUGAAUGUGAUUAUAUUUACAAUGCAGUUAAUUUUAUGUUUGUUUAGUUUUCUUUUUAGUUGUUCUAAAAAAUAGUAAUUUAUGUCAUUUUACUGUUAUUUAAAAUUUUAAAUACCUUUUUAUUAUUUGGUGAUCUAAAUAUCUCGUUUAUAAUCUCACAACGAUCUGUUGGUAGAUUUUUUUUUUUUUUUUUUUUUGCUAAGAUUUGGAUACAAUAUAAUGUGUUAUACAAUUAAUGUACCAAUUAAUUUGCUUCCAAUAUACAAAUAUAUCAUCAAUUUAUGUUUA